Messenger RNA from Zychaea mexicana, 2271 nucleotides. RefSeq names its product SNF2 family N-terminal domain-containing protein. The coding region runs from base 1 to 2271 and encodes 756 amino acids. The transcript is spliced from 5 exons. Lineage: Eukaryota; Fungi; Mucoromycota; Mucoromycetes; Mucorales; Lichtheimiaceae. The record is from RefSeq and is a predicted model, not a curated record. Gene Ontology annotation, molecular function: ATP-dependent chromatin remodeler activity; ATP binding; chromatin binding. Gene Ontology annotation, cellular component: nucleus.
AUGAAACCUCUCAAACGUCUACAGCGAAAACGACCAGUCGAGGAUAAGAAAGACACAGAAAACAAAAGUCAUGAUAGUGAGACAGACGAUGACGAAGAAGACGCAGAAGACGAACAAGAACAAAUACAGAAAGCGAUAAAGGAAAGGAAAACAGUUCAUUUUUAUAAUAUCAAACCGUCACAAGAUAUACAAGAUGUUACUGGAUGCACGCCUGAACAAGCAGAUAAAUUGAUCGCGCUUCGACCAUUCAAGGAUAUUGAUGAACUUCGCGACACGCUACAGCAAGAACGUGGAUUAAGCGUCAGGUUCAUCAACAGCUAUAUUGAUAUGAUGGAUGGCUACACGGUCGUGGAUCAAAUUAUUGAAAAUAUCGAGGACUUGGGUGGCGAAUUGAAAAGUAUCGUCAACGUGUGGGAAGGUGUGGACAUUGAUGCUAUCCAGGAUGACCAGGAGGACACUGGCAUGCAUUUAUCAGGUGCUGCAGUAAGCGACAAAAAAAAUAACACCAACAGCAGCGACAUCGAUGAGUCGAGCGACUUGUACCGUGACGCAAUGGACGGUUUCUUGACGGAACAGCCAAAGAUUGUCAAUGACGAUUUCAAGCUCAAAGACUAUCAGCUCGUUGGUAUCAACUGGAUGCUUAUGCUUUAUCGCAAGGGUAUUUCUGGCAUCCUGGCGGACGAAAUGGGUCUCGGCAAAACAGCACAAGUAAUCAGUUUCCUGGGACGACUUUACGAACUUGGCAACAAAGGACCGCAUCUGAUCAUCGUACCAACAUCAACAUUGGAUAACUGGCUGCGCGAGUUUGAACGUUUCUGUCCCGAUUUAAACGUAUAUGGUUACUAUGGCACCCAGGCCGAACGUUUUGAUAUGCGCGAAGAGCUGAUGGAUGAGGAAACUAAGGGAGAUUAUCAAGUUAUUGUAACCACCUACACUGUCGCUACUGGCAAUGUCGACGAUCGAAAGUUUUUGCGAAGGCUCAAAUGCAAAUCCAUGAUAUUAGACGAGGGACAUAUGAUUCGCAAUUGCACGAGCGCCCGCUACACGCAUCUGAUGGCCCUCAAGACACCUUUUCGAUUAUUACUUACUGGUACACCACUACAAAACAAUCUACAAGAGCUGGUAUCCCUGCUCAUGUUUAUCAUGCCGAAAUUGUUGGUUGAUUACGAAGAGGAGAUUCGUAAGAUUUUUAAAAUCAAGGCUGUUACGAACGCGACCAAGGACAGUCGAACGGCAUCAUCCUCUGCACAAAUUUUAUCCCAGGGACGGAUCGAACGAGCCAAAAAAAUGAUGACACCCUUUGUAUUAAGACGUCGGAAAGCUGAUGUGCUCAAAGAUUUACCGCAAAAGAUGCAUGUUAUUGAACGGUGCAAAAUGACCAAAAGUCAACAAAAUUUGUACAACACAAUUCUCAGUGAAUCCAAACAAUCAUACAAAGAAGCCCUUGACAGCAAACCAGGCCAGAAGAAGGAUAAGCUCGAUCGCUUCAAGAAUAUUGUCAUGGAAUUGCGCAAGGCGGCUGACCAUCCGAUGCUGUUCCGCUAUAUUUACGACGAUGGAAAAUUGCGUAAGAUGGCAAAAGCUAUCAUGAAGGAAGAAAAAUACUGGGAUGCAAACGAAGAAUACAUCUAUGAAGACAUGACCGUCAUGUCUGACUUUGAGUUAAAUAGAUUAUGCAAAGAUCAUAAGUCGAUUAGCAAGUUUGCACUGAAGAAACAAGAAUGGAUGGAUUCGGGAAAGGUUGAGAAACUCAAGGAAUUAUUACCCGCAAUGAAGGCCAAGGAACAAAAAGUCCUGCUAUUCAGUCAAUUCACGAGUUUGCUCGACAUUAUAGAACUGGUGAUGGAUACCCUUAAUAUUAAAUAUCUGCGACUAGACGGAGAAACAAAACCCGCUGAGCGCCAGGAACGGAUCGAUCAAUUCAACGAAGACAAAGAUAUUGAUGUUUUUCUUCUCAGUACGAAAGCCGGUGGAUUUGGUAUUAACCUGACUUCAGCGAAUAUUGUUGUUCUGUACGAUACAGAUUUCAAUCCGCAGAAUGAUCGGCAGGCUGAAGAUCGCGCUCAUCGCGUUGGUCAGACACGCGACGUAACAGUUUACAAGAUGGUAGCUGAAAAUUCCGUGGAAGAACACAUCUUAAGAAUGGCGGAUAUCAAGCUCCGUUUAGACCGAAGUGUGUCUGGUUUGGGCGAAGACACAGAAGGCGAGGCUGAUGAGCAAGUGGAGAAGAAGAACGUCCAUAGUUUGCUUAAAACCGUACUUCUCUCUUAA